Molecule: messenger RNA, 855 nt
Organism: Trichoplax adhaerens
Lineage: Eukaryota; Metazoa; Placozoa; Uniplacotomia; Trichoplacea; Trichoplacidae
Exons: 8
Coding region: 1-855 (284 amino acids)
Biological process (GO): negative regulation of translation; mRNA catabolic process
Cellular component (GO): CCR4-NOT core complex; CCR4-NOT complex; P-body
Source: RefSeq, a predicted model, not a curated record
AUGGAAAAAAUCUACUCCUUGGUACAGGAUCUAUCCAAUCCAGCCAGUUCAGAAGCUAGACAAGAAGCCUUACUAGAGCUAAGUAAAGGACGUGAAAGUGUACAAAAUCUUGCUCCACUGAUAUGGCAUUCUUUUGGAACUGUGGCUGCUUUGGUGCAAGAAGUAGUUGAUAUUUAUCCAUACGUUAAUCCACCAACUCUAACAGCUGCACAGUCCAACCGCGUUUGCAAUGCAUUAGCUCUUCUUCAGUGUAUCGCUUCACAUCCUGAAACAAGAUCGCUAUUUUUAGAAGCACAUAUUCCGCUCUUCCUGUAUCCCUUCCUCCAUACCACAACUAAAUCAAGGCCCUUUGAGUACUUACGUUUGACCAGCUUAGGUGUCAUCGGUGCAUUAGUUAAGACUGAUGACUCUGACGUAACCAGUUUUCUACUAUCCACUGAAAUUGUUCCCUUAUGCCUACGAAUAAUGGAAAUUGGAAGUGAACUGUCAAAAACUGUAGCAACCUUCAUCCUUCAGAAAAUUCUUGUCGACCCUAUCGGCUUGGCUUAUAUCUGUCACACAUAUGAACGCUUUUCGCAUGUGGCCAUGAUUUUAAGUAAAAUGGUGUCAGCUCUUGGCAAAGAACCAUCAGCUCGAUUGCUCAAGCAUGUUGUUCGAUGUUACUUGUGCUUAUCGGAGAAUUCUAGAGCUAAAGAAGCCCUGAGGCAAUGCUUACCAGAGCAACUCAGAGAUAAUACUUUCGCUAUGUUCUUAAAAGAAGACAACUCAACAAAGCGUUGGCUAUCUUCAUUAUUGAAAAAUUUAAACUUACCUGAUCCUGGAUUAAACGAACCCCGCAAUCUAGUAAUGUCGUGA